UUUUUGCACUUUGGUGUUUCCACCCGAUCGGUGUCAGAGGAAGCAACCGAUCCCAACAUGUCGAGGCACCUUCGCUUUGUGGCGCGGACAGUGAUGGUUGAAAACGGCGACGUUGAAGCGGCGUACAGGAUCCUGCAGAGGUUACUGACUAAAGAGGAGAUUAUCAGUACAGUGUUGCACAAGCGAUACUACGAGAAGCCCUGCCGAGAGCGACAGCGGUUGAACUUUGAGAGAUGCAAGCGGAUCUACCACAUGGAAAUGUCCAGAAAAAUCGGCUUCAUCUCCAAGACAAACCGAGUGGAUCCUUGGCUCGGCAGCUAGUCGAAUGGAGCGGGAUGAAACCGGGCGUUAGCAGUGGGCUGCUCUAGACGGGGCCAACAAAGUAGAAGAAGCAAUCAACAUCAACACAAUGACACUGUCCUAUCUAAAUGGACUUGGGAAAUACUGAGAAAAGUGGCUUUCAUGAUGAUAUCACAUUGUUUAACAAUAAAAGGAAUAAUUGUUAUUGUCAAGUCAACUAUGGACAUUUUUAUCUUUUUACUUUCCUACAAAAAUUUGGCUUGAAGGGAAAAAUCUUUUGUGCUCAUUCUUGGUUGUAAUGAUUAUGUUAAUGACUUGGUUGAUGACAUUUUGUGUUUUGAAUCUUCCCACACAAUCUUAUGAAUUAAAAAGCUGAUAAAUAUGA
Dicentrarchus labrax (European seabass) is the source of this 685-nucleotide messenger RNA. It is a transcript of the gene mrps21, whose product is annotated as mitochondrial ribosomal protein S21. NCBI's taxonomy places the organism in Eukaryota, Metazoa, Chordata, Actinopteri, Moronidae. The transcript has 2 exons. Gene Ontology annotation, molecular function: structural constituent of ribosome. Gene Ontology annotation, cellular component: ribosome. The record is from RefSeq and is a predicted model, not a curated record. The coding region runs from base 58 to 321 and encodes 87 amino acids. Gene Ontology annotation, biological process: translation.